This is a messenger RNA of Cuscuta epithymum, 2242 nucleotides long. Lineage: Eukaryota; Viridiplantae; Streptophyta; Magnoliopsida; Solanales; Convolvulaceae. The record is from the annotation of a GenBank genome assembly.
GUAGGAAUUCCUUUCCAGUUUCCACUUGACAUAUAAAACUUUCCAAAUAGGAAAUGAACCAGAGGAAGGAGGGCAUAUAGAGGAGGAAGAAGAAAAGGCCCUCUGAUUCAAGUACCUCGUAGUACUGCCUCCUCUAUCUGGAUCUAAGUGGUUUUUGUUCGAUCGACGACUUGUUGAUCUGGUAAAAUGCAAUCUGAUCUUGGCAAGUUAUUCAUUGGUGGGAUUUCCUGGGACACAACUGAAGAACAUCUGAAGGAGUAUUUCAGUGCUUAUGGGGAGGUUCUGGAAGCUGUGAUUAUGAAGGAUAGGACAACUGGGCGUGCCCGUGGAUUUGGGUUUAUCGUGUUUAGUGAUCCCACUGUUGCGGACAGAGUCAUUAAGGAUAAACACAACAUUGAUGGCAGGAUGGUUGAGGCCAAGAAAGCUGUUCCUAGGGAUGACCAAAGCACAAUGAGCCGAAGCAGUAGCAGUAUUCAAGGAUCUCCUGGUCCAAGACGCACAAGAAAGAUUUUUGUAGGUGGAUUAGCUUCCACAGUCACUGAGAGUGACUUCAAGAAGUAUUUUGAGCAGUUUGGGAUGAUAACUGACGUGGUGGUGAUGUAUGAUCACAACACUCAGAGGCCAAGAGGCUUUGGAUUCAUAACUUAUGAUUCUGAGGAUGCAGUGGACAAAGUCUUGUUGAAGACUUUCCACGAAUUGAAUGGCAAAAUGGUUGAGGUCAAACGUGCUGUUCCCAAGGAGUUAUCUCCUGCCCCUACUGCUCGUAGUCCACUGGGGGGUGGAUUUAGCUAUGGCUUAAGUAGAAUCGAUAACUUACUGAAUGGUUAUUCACAAACAUAUUCUCCCAGUGCAGUUGGAGGAGGGUAUGGAGUGAGGAUGGACAGCAGGUUCAGCCCUAUGGCUGGGGGUAGAAGCAACUAUGCCCCGUUUGGCUCUGGGUAUGGAAUGGGCCUUAACUUUGAACCUGGAUUGAGCCCGGGGUAUGGGGGAGGUGCAAAUUUCAACACUACUUUGAACUAUGGCCGUGGGCCUUAUUAUGCUAAUAAUAACAACACAAGUAGGUUUGGCGGUCUUAUCGGGCUUGAUGGUGGAAAUGGAGGAAGCUCUUCCUUUUUCAGCUCCACUCGAAACUUGUGGGGUAGUGGAGGGGUAAAUUAUGAUAUUAACACCACAAACUCAAAUAAUUUGGGUGGGUCUGGGAGUGGAAACCUCGGAGGGGGAAUGCUCAACAGCAGAGGAGUUUGGGGUUCAUCUGGUAUUCCUGCCCAAGGGGGGCGGAAUGUUUCUGGCCAAACUGGAGGAAGUCUUAGUUAUGGAGGUGGUAAUAAUAAUAGCUCUUAUGGCUUGGGUGUAGGAACACCUGGUAGAAAUGUGGCAAGCUAUGACAGGUCUUUUGCUGAGUUUUAUGACAAUGAGUUCAAGUACACUGAAUCUACGUGGGGUGAGCGUGAUGGAACAUUUGCCUAUCUUCCGGGUGGCGGCACAACCUCUGACCUGCCCCCUCAAACUUCUGCAGGUCCUGUUAAUAGUAAUGGUGUUACAAGUAGACAGAAUUACAGAGGACUUGGCAGUUAGGUAGAUUAUGCAAUCAGGGUUUAAUGCUUGUCAAAGCUUCUUGUCGCGGUGAACCAUGAAUGAAUUUUGCAUUACUUCCAUAGCAUAUUUGAAUUUGAGUACGCGAUGAAAUAGUUGGAAAAUUCUUUCCAAGAGCUGACUAGAGAGAGUAAGUUUCUUUUUUUGGGUGAUAUUUUGUGUUAACCAGUUGAGUUUUUCAUUAGAGGUUCCAUUUUUGUCUUUAAGAGUGAGUGUGGUCUAAAUCAGAUUGGCGGCAUAUAGUCAGAAAUGUAUCUUUGCAUCUCCGGUGAGGCGGGUUGAUACAACACAUAAGAACCAAUAGACUAGAUUUUUCUCAAGUUUUAAUUUUUUAGUAUGUGCUUUUUAAUUGUCUUUUCACUGUAAUGACUGCAAAAGUUGCAGAUGUCUCCUAAAUGUUCUGAUUUAUUAUGUCCUAAAGUUUAGGCUUUUAUUUGAAUGUAUGGGAGGUUGUUGAUCUGGUACCCAUAUAGGGCCCCCCUCCCCAUGAAUAAGUACUCUUCAUUUUCUGAAGAACCUUUUACCUUGUUUUAGGUGGUUAAUGAAUACCCAUAUGUUUAUGGCAUAUUGUUUCCCGAGGAAUUUUGAGAUGAGUAUAUUCUUCUUGUGUAAUGUCUUUUAUCAAUAUAAUCAGUUAUUGUCAUUUUCA